AUGCAGGCCCAGGUGAACCAGCAGAAUGUCCAAAGGGAGAACCCACCAAUACGUAGCAUAGCUGACAUGCUACUAGACUUUACAAGGAUGAAUCCUCCUAUUUUCACAGGGUCCAAGACUUUUGAGGAUCCCCAGGAAUUCAUGGAUGAGGUACAAAACAUUUUGGGGGCCAUGGGGGCCACAGAUACUAAGAAGGCUGAGCUGGCUUCCAAUAAGCUCAAGGAUGUUGAACAGACUUGGUGCAAGAUGUGGCAGGAUAGACGAGAUUUUGGCGAAGUUUCUGUCACGUGGGAGAUGUCGAAGACGGCCUUCCUGGAGAGAUUUUUCCCUAGAGAGAUGAGAAAGUAUGCUGCUUCUCUUGUGUCUUACAACAGGCACGAGAUGAAUAGAUUCUUGACAGGGAUUGCUGAGGAUCUCAAGGAGGAGUGUAGGGCAGUUAUGCUUCAUGACACAUGGACCUUUCAAGGAUUAUGGUCCAUGUCCAGCAAGUGGAGGAAAGCAGAAAGAGGAAGCACACUAAGGCUUAAGAAGGGACUCUCCCACCAAGGGGAGUCAAGUUCCUCCAAGGGUCUCUAUGAUAAGAAUUCUGAGUCCAAAGUUAAGAGAAACAAUGGAGUAGAUACACCUCAGGAGAGACCACCUUGCAGGAAGUGUGGAAAACUACAUGGAGGGGAGUGUAUGGUGGGCACUAACGCUUGUUAA
Solanum pennellii is the source of this 702-nucleotide messenger RNA. RefSeq lists its product as uncharacterized. The transcript has 3 exons. The coding region runs from base 1 to 702 and encodes 233 amino acids. The record is from RefSeq and is a predicted model, not a curated record. NCBI's taxonomy places the organism in Eukaryota, Viridiplantae, Streptophyta, Magnoliopsida, Solanales, Solanaceae.